AUGGCAGUCUUGAAAUACCUCAACAAAUUGCAAGGCAAAAACGUCCUAAUAUUCGGAGGAAAUUCCGGAAUAGGCUAUGCGGUCACAGAAGCAUUGAUAGAGCACAAUGCGAGGGUCACAAUUUGUGGAUCUAGGCCUGAGAAGCUUAAGGAUGCGGUCAGGCGUCUUCUAGCAUCUUAUCCAGAUGUGAAAGAAGGCCAAGUCAACAUGAUACAAUGUGACUUGUCACCACAUGAUGACCUGGAAGCUAGAAUUCGCCAAAUUUUACAUGAUGUUUCUUCAAAUGGAGAUCAAAAGAUCGAUCACAUUGUCUUUACAGCUGGAGAUACAAUGAAUGUUGCGGGCGGGAUUACAGGCACUGAUAUCGAUGUCAUCAACUCUUUGAUGGGUGUGAGAGUCUUUGCGCCUGCCCUAAUCGCCAAGGUUAUUGCCACGAGUGAAUAUGUAAACCAUUCGGCAACAAGUUCUUUUACCUUCACAUCUGGGACCGCCCACAUUCGUCCUCGCAAGACAUGGCCCAUGGUUUCUAUGUUUUCUGGUGCACUUCAGGGUCUGGCUAGUGGACUCGCAGUUGAGCUCGCACCAAUUCGUGUCAAUGUUGUUAAUCCUGGCUUCUUCCAAACGGAAUUGGCCAAAAGAUUGCCGACUGAGGUGUUGGAGGAGCGAAGAAAGGCUUCGCUGACGAAGAGACUGGGACAGCCGGAGGAUAUUGCGGAGGCAUAUCUCUACUACAUGAAAGAUACAUCGGCAGAUGGAACUGCGAUUCGCUCUGACUGUGGAACAGUUUUGUCGGGGUAA
Molecule: messenger RNA, 798 nt
Organism: Talaromyces atroroseus
Lineage: Eukaryota; Fungi; Ascomycota; Eurotiomycetes; Eurotiales; Trichocomaceae
Exons: 1
Coding region: 1-798 (265 amino acids)
Molecular function (GO): oxidoreductase activity
Source: RefSeq, a predicted model, not a curated record